Iphiclides podalirius (scarce swallowtail) is the source of this 318-nucleotide messenger RNA. The record is from the annotation of a GenBank genome assembly. NCBI's taxonomy places the organism in Eukaryota, Metazoa, Arthropoda, Insecta, Lepidoptera, Papilionidae.
AUGAAUGUGCCGGUGAGGGCCGGCCCGGCACCGACGGUGGCCGUCGUGCCGGUGCCGGAGAGUGAGAUGGACGCGCUGCUGCUUGGCAGGACAGCGGUGAGGAACUUUGAUCAGUACGUGCGAAAUGUAUGUAUAACUUUAUCACUACACGUAGGCCUUGGGCGAGGCGUGGGCGCGAGUGGGUCGAACCCGCUCGCGUCCACGCGACGUGACAACGAAAGUAUUGAACUCUUCCUCGAACUAAAACUGAAGUCAGACCCAAGCCGUGCUUUCGAUGUUUUUUGUGUUUUGGCUGUUCGUUUUGAUGUCUAUCGUAUU